Pimephales promelas (fathead minnow) is the source of this 1201-nucleotide messenger RNA. Lineage: Eukaryota; Metazoa; Chordata; Actinopteri; Cypriniformes; Leuciscidae. The record is from RefSeq and is a predicted model, not a curated record.
AUCCAAAGUACAAACUAAGACCAAGCCCGUUGUUACUGAAAAUUAAUUAUUGAACAUUUAUGCUGUUUAGUUUAAGAACUAACAAUGUUCUAACACCACUUUUAAUUCCCUUUGUUCUCCCCUUUUCUAACUAAUGACAACGCAUUAUGAAAAAAUAAACAAAAUAGAUGAAACUUUAGCUAUUGCAUGACAACUGGUCCCUGUCUGAUAAAUUUGCUGCCAACAAUAAAGAUAUACGAGUGUGUGAAUUAUUUAGUUGUUUACAUACUGAACCAAUUUUUUGCAGGUAGGCUUACAAUAUGGACACAGAACAUCAUAACAUUAAUAUGCGAGGACAAAACAGACAAAAAAAAAAAUCCCAACAAUCUUGAGAAAAUGCUGUGGUUAGAGUACCGUGAAGGCAGACCGGACUAUUACUGUGUUUGUGUAAGCCACAUGUAUAAUCAAAUGUUAGAAAUGCUUUUGUUUGGACUAAGCCUCAUUGCUCCUCGUGUCUUUUGGGUCCACGUUCAGGACAGCAGUGGGAAAAAUCUGGAUGAUAAUACUAUCGCACAUAUUGUGGAGAUGGCCACUUUUAAAAACAUGACACAGGACCCAAAGGCAAACAAUGAAUUCAUCCCACAAGAUCUAUUACUUAAGCCCCAAAUCAUGCACAAAGGUCAAUGUUCAAAAAUCCCAAUCGUGGAAUGUAUAAACAAGCUGUAUCUUUCACUUACGCGCUGUUGUAUUUGUUUUGUGGUACUGUUGGAGAUUGGAAGAACACAUUCACUGUGGCACAAAAGGAGAUGUGUUUUACUGUGUUUCACGCUUCAUCUGGCACUUGAACACCAAGACAAAGCAAAACUAGUCACAAGAAACAGAACAAUUGUUUUUUUUUUUCCUCCCAGUGGAAAUCAAACACUAUUUAAUGGUAAUUCAAAUGCUAAAACCUUCCAAACAAACCAUCAGGGUUUCUGAAGAGCCCCAUUGGCUAUGCACCCCAAAGGGACAUUAAAUUAUAUUAAGGACAUAAAAUCAGUUUAAAAUGACAGCAUACUCUGAAGUGUAAAUAUUCGUAUUAUAAAUUUAUAUGUACUGUUGUGUGUUCUUAUUUCUUUUAUUUGUCUCGUUUUAUUUUGUGGUGUGUAUUUUAUGUAUGUCUACUACACUACACCCAAAUUGCCCGCAAGGGAUCUUAAUAAAGUUAAACCUUGAAUAUUCA